GUUCAAAAUUUCGGUAUUCACAAGGGCUCUCCUAAGCUCCACCUUUCAACGAUCAUCUCCUCUCCACUACGUUCCGAAAAAGAAAUUCAGAUCUGGAUUCGCUAUUAUAGGUAUCAUUCUUUUUCUCUGUAAUUGAAUACUCUAUCUGAGACCACGAUUCGUCCUUAUAGGUGUCAUUCUUUUUCUCUGUAACUGAAUACUCUCUAUCUGAGACAACGUUUGCCUUUAGAAUUUCAUUUCAUGAUAAUGCUAAUUUUUUUGAACUAUACUUUUUCAAUCGAAACUCUGAACGCGAUUGUUUGAACGUUGCGGAUCUGCUUUGUUUCGUGUGAGGUUGCAGAUCGCAUCCUGCACGAUGUUACAAUGGAUGGGAGGAUCCAGGCGGAAAGUUGCUACUGUGAGUUGGAGCUUUGUUGAAACGAGCUAAUUGCAUAUUGCAAUAUAUUUUCAAUCGAAUCUAGAUAUUAUGUGUACUUAGGAAGAAACAAAAUCUGUGUAUCCUUUGAAGGAUUACAGUAUCCUAUAGGACCACUGAAUUUUAGCAUUUGUAGAUGUUUUUGGAAAUCACAAGGUUUUCUGAAUAGAAAAUGAAAGUAAAAAAUUCUAGUCAUCGCCUCUGGCGCAAACAAAAUUUGAUUUUCAUGUUAUGCUAGCUGACGUAGUUGGCGUGGUAGUUGGCGUGACGAGCCAUCCAAAACUGCAAAUUGUUUACAAAAAUAUAAUUGAAUGAUGUUAAUUUUGCUUCUGAUGUCCAAACAUUCUAUCUAAUUGAUGCAUGAUAAUCACUGGCGCCGGGAUGGGAGAUUUUCAGUCAAGGAAGUCUACACAAAAGAGGCAAAAGCAAUACUUUGAACAAAGAAAGCGUAAGCAACAAAAUUUGCAUAUGAUGGGAUCAGAUAACUGUUAUGAUAGUCCAGGAAUAAGUGGACAAAGCCUCAAGGAACAUCGGUCUCUGGACAUUCUUAAUUUGCUUAACUUGUCAACAAAAGCUCAGCAGUGCAAUCCAUUUUUUCCAGAGGUCAAAUUAUCAACUUCCCCCCACGCUAACUGUACAACAACGAAAGAGAGGGACGAUGGAGACAUCAAUAUUUCUACCCUGCCAGUCAAUGUCUCAACAGAUCAGCCAACAAUGUUUACCAAUAUGGAUACUACAGUAAAUUCUUUCAGAUUCGAAGAGGCAAGAGUUCUUCCGAUCACCACAAUACUGCCUUCAAUGGACCCCUGAAUCAAUGGAAGACAGUAUCCGAUCAAUACUCGGAAUUUUCUGUUAUUGAUUUGGUGUGUGAUGAUGAACCUAAUGCCACUGCAGAAAAGUGUCCGACCUGCGAAGAUCAUGUUUCUUUUUCACUUGAAGGCCUGGGUAAAGUUGGGACAGAGACGCCAGUUCAUUCGCCAGAGCAACGUGCUAGAAUCCCAUAUAGUUAUUCUCCAUUGCAGAAGGAUGGAAGUAAAUCAAAAUUGAAGAAACUUAACCAUGUGCUGGAUGACAUUGAACUUGAAGUGGAUACAAUGGUGCAAGAUAUCAAGGUCUCGCCUAUUAGUUCUUCGGACUUCCCAUUUAACAAAUUAAGGCGAAGCUCAGCAAUUGUUGGAAACGGCAAUCAUUUUUAUGACAUUGAUAACAGAAAUGGCUCUGCCGAUAGGGAAGAAUUCUUCUACAAGACUGAAAAUAGUGAUGGAGACUUGUGGAAUGUUUUCCUUGAUGAGACCUUUGACAACGAGAUGGGAUAUGAUACCUCGUGUAAGAAGACUUUUCAAAUGGGUUCUAAAUCUCCUGAAUUAUUGAAAAGUGGAACCUAUAAAAUGGAGAACUAUGCUUUUGAAGGCCUACUGCCGAAGAAAUGGUCUUCUUCAGCUGUAACGAAGAAACAGACGGAUAUGGGCGAACCACGGUCUUCAUUUUCUAAAGACGAAUUAGAGGAAGAUUUUGACUUUUAUGUUGCUAGCAGGUCAAGAUUAGAUGGGAACUUCAAUGCUCAAAAUUUCAUUCCAGAAGAUGUAAGGGAUAAUUCGAGCUUGCUGAGCGAAGAGUCAAGCUCAUGCGCUGCCGUGAGGGGUGAGUCCACCGCGCAUUCACCAGCAAUAAUAUUGACAGGAGAGAACAGAAGAAAGCAUAGAAAUGCUUUUGCAAGCCCUAGAAAACAUAGAAAUGCUUUUUCUAGCUCUAGAAAUAGGUCCAGUACCAAGGACGAAAAGUACAGAAGUAUGCCAAACUCAUCAAAGCGAGUACCAUCUCAAUUUUCAAACUCUAUUCUCCAGGAAGAGUUGGGGUCACGUAACAGUUGGCACUUUGAGGAAAGAAAUCCUUCACUUGAUAAAAGUUCUGUUGCCGCCUCAUUCUGUCUAGAUUUAGAGACAGAUUUUGCAGUCUUCGGAUCCAAGAAUAGAAUUGAAGAUCCUUUUAGCGUCUUUAAUACCCUCGAAUUAAGUGACAAGGCCAGUCCUUCCUUCAGUGGAUUUAAUAAAACUGCACCUCGUCCAGAUUCACCUCCUUGCAGUUUUACCUCUCAAAAGUUGGCAUUUGACUGUUCAGCCGCAUUCCCUACCGUUGAUUCCUGGCCAACAAGCCCAAGUUUAUCUCCAGAUUUUCAUUUCAAAGGAAAAUCUGAGGAUGCUGGAGGUUUUCAUUGUGCGACUUCAUCUACUGAUAUGUCAGGUCAGGGAAGUGUUAGCAAAAGCGAGAAACAAGUGAAACUGCAAAAAGACAGACGCAAAAAUUUUGAUCAAGAAAAUGUUUUCAUGGGAGAUAAUGAAUUGCUCUCUGAAAAGAAACUAGCAGAAGAUGCCCCAUCUUUCAAGAAUCAUGAGCAAGAAUGUGAAGGAACAGAGGACACAAAUCCAAAAGCAUCAGCAACUGAGUGUCUUGUAACAGCUGACUCUUCGGGUCAUGUGGAGGAGAUAUCAUCAUUACUGAAGAAACCUGACAAAGAAGAAAGCCAAGUAGAUAAAAGAAAGAGCAAUUGCGAAGCUGAAACUCCUCUUAGAUGUAAAACUUCAAACGAAGAUAUUCAACUAUGGUUGCCCGAAGAAACAAAGAAGAGUGAAAAACAUAAUAAUGAUAAAAUUAGCAUGUCAGGGCAGGUGAUGUUUGAAAGCUUCAUCUUUCAGCUUCUGCAUGUUCAGAAGGUAUUGAAGUAGGCACCUCCCUGAAGCAGUAACGCUUUCGUUGAACAUAGCAGUACCAAUAAAAUUUCUCUGUAGAUGCCUCGUGAACAAAGGAACGUUGAAUCAUCUUUUUUUUCUCUCAGCGACCAUUCCUAAUACGGAUAAUUUUCUCGGCCUAGUUACUGAAAUCGUUCUUUUCUUCGCAUAUUAACGUGAAGGUUUAAAUUUUUUUUCGUCUUCAUUUUUCUCAUUUUUAUAGUGUUUG
Molecule: messenger RNA, 3370 nt
Organism: Vigna unguiculata (cowpea)
Lineage: Eukaryota; Viridiplantae; Streptophyta; Magnoliopsida; Fabales; Fabaceae
Source: RefSeq, a predicted model, not a curated record